GCUGCAUGGAACGCAGCACACUUUAAUUUCGACCAGAGGCAAGAUGCGCAGAGAACCCAUCGUCUUGGACGUGGGCGGUACCCUCUUCAAGACGUCGAGAACCACACUGCUCUCGGUGGUUGGCUCGUGCUUCGACGCCAUCUCGUCCGGCUCGUGGCAACCCGAGAACGAUGGAACCUACUUUUUGGACGUGGAUCCGACGUACUUUGGCCGUGUGCUCAACCACCUCCGCUGCGAAGCAUCCCUGUACGCUGGUCUCCAGCCAUGGGAAACGACGGAAGUCGACAGACUCCGCACAUCCCUGAGUCUCGACAGUGCUGGGGUGACGCCUACGCCCUCGUGGGAUCCUCCGAGUUGCGACGCGGGUCUUUUGGUCUCGAGUACGCAGAUUUCGACACACAGUGCCAGUAAGUCUAUGGGCUUUGCACGGACAAGUCGCCCCUUCGACCAGUUCUGUGUGCGUUUGAUAGCACGCGGCGGCGGGAGCUACGUGGCCCUGGGCUUUGGAGCGAUCAGCGACUUUGGUGUGCGCCGUGUUGUGAUCCAGUACUGCAUGUUUGCGACUUGUAUCGACGUUUUGCGCAUCAAGCGAGCGGGGAGUGUCACGGACAAGGAUAUCUUCCCGCAUAACGUUGACCUUCUCGUGACUUGGCACCGCCAGAGUCAUACGCUGACGAUCACGUGUGAAGCUGCGGCCGUCAACUUUUCCAAAAUAUUUCCCGAGAGCUAUGGACACGAGCUGUAUCCAAUUGUGGGGCUCGAGCCUGGAAGCAGCUCGCUUGGUCACUGCAUGUACGACUGGCCAAUCGAUGCGUAUCUCAGCAUUGAUGCUCGCUUGGUGCCAACGCUGGGGUCCGUUCCGUAG
This is a messenger RNA of Saprolegnia diclina VS20, 865 nucleotides long. RefSeq lists its product as hypothetical. Lineage: Eukaryota; Oomycota; Saprolegniomycetes; Saprolegniales; Saprolegniaceae. The transcript is spliced from 2 exons. The coding region runs from base 44 to 865 and encodes 273 amino acids. Gene Ontology annotation, biological process: protein homooligomerization. The record is from RefSeq and is a predicted model, not a curated record.